AUGGCUGCAUUCAAAAUGACCAUCUGCUGCAUGGGCGCCGGCUACGUGGGCGGUCCCACCAUGGCCGUCAUCGCGGCUGCUUGUCCCGACAUCAAAGUGGUGGUCGUCGACGUGUCCGAGACGCAGAUCGCCAAGUGGAACGCCCCCAAUGGGCUCCCCAUCUACGAGCCUGGACUGAAAGAGCUGGUCAACGCUCGACGCCACAAGAACCUCUUCUUCUCCACGGAUAUCGACACGUACAUUAACGAGGCCGCGAUCAUCUUUGUGUGUGUGAACACACCAACCAAGACCAGCGGCAUUGGAGCAGGACGGGCGGCCGAUACCAAGAACUGCGAAGCCUGUGCUCGGAAGAUCGCUGAAGUGGCAACAGCAGACAAAAUCGUUGUGGAAAAGUCCACUGUGCCUGUUCGCACGUCGGAGAGCAUCAAGGCUGUAUUGCAGGCCAAUUCCAAGGGACUCCACUUUGAAGUGCUGUCAAAUCCCGAGUUCUUGGCGGAAGGCACGGCCAUUCGGGACUUGCAACAGCCAAGUCGCAUUUUAAUUGGUGGUGCCGAGACGACGGCCGGCCAUGCAGCAGUGGAGAAGCUCGUGAGUGUCUACGCCCAUUGGGUCCCGCGGGACCGCAUCAUCACGACCAAUGUCUGGUCUUCGGAGCUCUCGAAGCUCGUUGCGAAUGCCUUUUUAGCACAACGGAUCUCGAGCAUUAACUCAAUCUCAGCAGUGUGUGAAGCCACGGGAGCCAAUGUGCAUGAAGUGGCACGAGCCGUGGGCGCGGACGACCGUAUUGGCGCCAAGUUUCUGAACUGCUCGGUGGGUUUUGGAGGCUCGUGUUUCCAGAAGGACAUUCUGAAUCUGGUCUACCUGGCAGAGAGCUUUCACUUGCCUGAGGUGGCUGAGUACUGGUGUCAUGUCGUGGCCAUGAACGAAUACCAGAAGACGCGCUUUGCUACGACAAUGAUCCGCCGCAUGUUCAACACGGUGACGAACAAGAAGAUCUGUGUCUUUGGAUUCGCGUUCAAGAAAGACACUGGGGAUGUGCGCGAGACGCCCGCUGCGACAAUUGUCAAGUAUCUACUAGAGGAGAGGGCCAAUGUAACCGUGUAUGACCCGCAGGUCAAGAUCGAGGACAUGAUGCACGAGCUCGAGUAUCAGGGUGUGGACAAAGCCAGCCAUCCUCUGAUUGACAAGCUCCUCACUGUGGUCAACGACCCGUAUGAAGCUGCGAAAGACUCGCAUGCUGUUGCUGCACUCACAGAGUGGGACGAGUUCAAGACGCUGGAUUAUGCCAGGAUCUACGAAAGCAUGACGAAGCCCGCCUUCUUUUUCGAUGGCCGCAAUAUCCUGCCCCGCGACAAGCUUGCCACUUUAGGAGCCAAAGUGUACGUCAUUGGCCGCGCAGACGUGAUCUCGGACGAGCUGCACUUCUAG
This is a messenger RNA of Peronospora matthiolae, 1428 nucleotides long. NCBI's taxonomy places the organism in Eukaryota, Oomycota, Peronosporomycetes, Peronosporales, Peronosporaceae. The record is from the annotation of a GenBank genome assembly.